AGGACCUGGAGGGUGUGCUCGCAGCAGGCAGCGACACAGCUCAGGCUGCCAGUAGUGUCCAGACCAGACGCUUCACUCCCACGGUUUCACUGGCGCUUCGGGCACAAACAUUGGGUGGUGCAUCCAGCAGCAUGCAUGGCGCAGCAACUGCACCCUCCUCGCAAACAACACCUUGCCCAGUCUGCAUGCAGCAGCAAACUCACAGCAAUGCACGAGCCCAGCCCACCAGGACGCGCCUACCUCCGCCGUUGGGACCGACUGGAGGUCUGGAAACAUGUGUCAUGACACGGUCGACGUGGCUACGGGUACUACACUCUCAAAUGGGGUAAUGCUGGAGGCCUCCCUUCGCGCUGCCGAGCCGGGCGGCAGCGGAACCAAACGGAGCGGCGCCGACCACAGGUCCCCCAGCAGGAGCCCCAGCUCUGAGGCCUCCCUUCGCGCUGCCAAGCCGGGCGGCAGUGGAACCGAGCAAAGAGGCGCCGACCACAGGUCCCCCAGCAGGAGCCCCAGCCCCGAGACCUCCCUUCGCGCUGCCGAGCCGGGCGGCAGUGGAACCGAGCGAAGAGGCGCCAACCACAGGUCCCCCAGCAGGCUAGGAGCCCCAGCCCCGAGGCCUCCCUUCACGCUGCCAAGCAAGCCGGGCGGCAGCGAACCAAACAGAGCGGCGCCGACCACAGGUCCCCCAGCAGGCUAGGAGCCCCAGCCCCGAGCACUCCGCUUCCAUGCAUGCAGGCCUCCCUUCGCGCUGCCAAGCAAGCCGGGCGGCAGUGGAACCGAGCGAAGAGGCGCCGACCACAGGUCCCCCAGCAGGAGCCCCAGCC
Messenger RNA from Astrephomene gubernaculifera, 821 nucleotides. The record is from the annotation of a GenBank genome assembly. Lineage: Eukaryota; Viridiplantae; Chlorophyta; Chlorophyceae; Chlamydomonadales; Astrephomenaceae.